Molecule: messenger RNA, 2555 nt
Organism: Xenopus laevis (African clawed frog)
Lineage: Eukaryota; Metazoa; Chordata; Amphibia; Anura; Pipidae
Gene: marveld1.L
Product: MARVEL domain containing 1 L homeolog
Exons: 1
Coding region: 512-1003 (163 amino acids)
Biological process (GO): myelination
Cellular component (GO): membrane
Molecular function (GO): structural constituent of myelin sheath
Source: RefSeq, a predicted model, not a curated record
GGUUGCCGUCCCACUGUGGUAUCAGUUCUGGGAAGUUUGCCAGCUGGUACAAAAGGAGAGAGGUUGGCAAUACAAAGUCCAAGGUAUGCCACUCUCCCCCCAGUCCGGCGUUCACACUCAGCUUUGAGCAAGGAGAUCUGUGGCACAUACAUGUGCAGGGAUGUGGUGAUUCCUGUUGGAGAGCCGGUGUGUGAAUUCCUGUGCAACAGCUGGCACAUCAGGGAAUGCUGGGUAUAGUAAAAGACAUACAUUCCGGAGGGGGGUUUGGCAACCAGAUGUGGAAAUAAAUUGCAUGCUCUGUGAUGUCAGCAGAGGAAGAAGAGGCAUUAGAUUACAUGAGUGGGACAGCCCACACCCUUCAUCUGAAAAAAAGGAAAAGACACACAGAGACAGAAAGAGACCCAGCAAGCAGCCCUGGCUUCGAUAAAACAACAAGCUAAGGAAAAGAGGUGGCACUUUGCCUGUUCCCUUCCACUUUUAGACUAGGCCCUCUUGGCCUCCGGUCCUUGUAAUGCCUCCUGUAACCAGAAGUUCUGUGAGUGCCAACAGAAAUUACUUAAAAAGUCUGCCUGGACUGCUGAGAGUCUUGCAGCUGAUCUUCGGAGCUGGAUUCUGGAUCACCAUAGCCUCUAUCCAGUAUGGAGGCGCCACACACUUUGCAUUGUUUGUAGUGGUUUUCUUCUGGCUGUUGACUAUGAUCAUCUAUUUCCUCACCUUACUGGAUAAGCAGGAGCUGGUGCCCAUCAUCGGAGGAGACCGAUGGGUAUUAGCCAAUGCCAUCUAUGAUCUGCUGGCGACUUUACUCCACAUUUCCACCGUGGGCAUCAUGAUCUCCAAGACGGAGUCCUAUUCCUACUGCAAUGUGCCCACUUACUCGCAGUACUGCCUGUACAAAGCAUACUUAAUCGCCACGGUCUUUGCCUGCUUGACUUGCCUCUUCUAUUUCAUCUCCACCAUUUACUUCUGUUACAAGAAAUGCAAAGGAAGUCAGACUGUCAUCUAGAGAAACCCUUUAAAUUCAUCGUUGGACCAACACCGGACGUUUGAUGAUGUCAUCAGGCUAAUUCAAACCACAACUUUUUUUUUUUAAAUUCUUAAGAAUACUGUAAAGAAAUGUAAAUGUGCAAGGUCCAUGUACUACAUAUUAUUCCCAGGCAGGUUCAUAGGUAUUUUUAAUAGAUUUUAUAGACUUAUAGAUGCCAUGAGUUUGUCUGAUAAUACUAUAUAAUGACUCAAUGUGACCACCCAAUGCAUGUUAUUUUUUUUAACUACAUUCCAGUGCUAUUUUCGUUGUAUAUAUUCUGCCAGAUUUAAGAAAUUUUACUCCAUACACACUUGUUGAUCUUAAGCAUUGAGGCAGAGAGCACAGAUCUGUCUAGAGAAUUACUGUAUUCAGAACAUGCAGAGGUUUUUCUAUGUAUGAGUGGCUGCAGGGUUUGCUGGAUGAUGCAAUACUCUGAUACUCCGCUCUCUCUUUUUGUGGAUAGUCUCAACUCUAUCUCUAUGGAAUUCUCUCUCUUAGAGGAAGAGGCUGCAACAGUAGAAGCGUCAGGGCUUUUCAAAAUGACAGCUGUCUGGGCAUGCUGGGAGUUGUAGUUUAAAAACAGCAAGAAAGCUGCAGGUUAAGAGUCAAACAUGGUUAUUUUACUUGGUAGAUUUAAUUGCAGCUGUCUGGGCAUGCUGGGAGAUACAGUUGAAUAACAGCUAGAAAGCUGCAGGCUAAGAGUCAAACAUGGGUAUUUUACUUGGUAGCUUUUCAAAAUUGCAGCUGUCUAGGCAUGCUGGGAGUUGUAGUUUAAUUACAGCUAGAAAGCUGCUGGUUAAGAGUCAAACAUAGGUAUUUUACAUGGUAGCUUUUCAAAAUUGCAGCUGUCUAGGCAUGCUGGGAAUUGUAGUUUAAUAACAGCCAGAAAGCUGCAGGUUAUGAGUCAAACAUGGGUAUUUUACAUGGUAGCUUUUCAAAAUUGCAGCUGUCUAGGCAUGCUGGGAAUUGUAGUUUAAUAACAGCUAGAAAGCUGCAGUUUAAGAGUCAAACAUGGGUAUUUUACAUGGUACUGCAAACCCUGCCACAACUUACAGUUAAUACAGUGUUUCCUAAAGCGUAGUAUGCAUUUUUGUAAUUCUUUGCUCACUGACCAUACACAUGUGUCCAUGUAAGGAAUUAUCAGAUCCUUCAAACACAACUGAAUUUCAAUUUUCAUGUCCAUUUCAGAAGUAAAGAAAUGAUGCCCAUGAUGGGUGUGGCUCACCAUAGCCAAUUUUAUUGCGAAUUCGCCGGGAAUUGUAGUUUAAUAACAGCUAGAAAGCUGCAGUUUAAGAGUCAAACAUGGGUAUUUUACAUGGUACUGCAAACCCUGCCACAACUUACAGUUAAUACAGUGUUUCCUAAAGCGUAGUAUGCACCCGGCCCUAAGUUUCUCUGGAAACUGUUUUCUAAUUUUGGAAACUAUGUGUUUGCUGUUUAUAGCAUUGGGAUGAAAAGCUGUCCUGCUGAUGCCUGCUCACAUUAACAUUAGAAAAAAAAAUGCCAAAAUAAACUUUUUUUUACAACCAAA